AUGAGUAAUGAGGAUUAUGGAUAUGAUUAUGAUUAUUUAUUUAAAAUUGUCCUGAUUGGUGAUUCAGGGGUAGGCAAAUCAAACCUGUUAUCUCGUUUUACAACAGAUGAGUUUAAUAUUGAAUCUAAAUCUACAAUUGGUGUAGAGUUUGCUACUCGAACCAUUGAAGUUGAAGGUAAAAAGAUUAAAGCACAAAUUUGGGACACUGCAGGUCAAGAAAGAUACCGUGCCAUCACGUCAGCAUAUUAUCGUGGUGCAGUAGGUGCCUUGAUUGUCUACGAUAUAAGUAAAUCUUCAAGUUAUGAAAAUUGCAAUCACUGGUUGACCGAACUUAGAGAAAAUGCAGAUGAUAAUGUUGCAGUAGGAUUGAUUGGUAAUAAAUCCGACUUGGCUCAUUUACGAGCUGUUCCAACAGAUGAAGCCAAGAAUUUUGCUAGCGAAAAUCAGUUAUUAUUUACAGAGACAAGUGCCUUGAAUAGUGAAAAUGUUGAUUUGGCCUUUAGGGAAUUGAUUACAGCCAUAUAUCAAAUGGUUAGUAAACAUCAAGUAGAUCUUGGUAAUGAUAAUAAUGCAUCUGGUAAUGGUAACGCUGGACCUCGUGGACCUACUAUCAGUUUGACGCCAACACCGAAUGAAAAGAAAAAGGGCAGUUCCAAUAACUGUUGUUAA
This is a messenger RNA of Arxiozyma heterogenica, 669 nucleotides long. RefSeq names its product Rab family GTPase YPT32 (gene YPT32). Gene Ontology annotation, cellular component: recycling endosome; Golgi apparatus. Bases 1 to 669 code for a protein of 222 amino acids. The record is from RefSeq and is a predicted model, not a curated record. Gene Ontology annotation, molecular function: GTP binding; GTPase activity. Gene Ontology annotation, biological process: exocytosis. The transcript has a single exon. NCBI's taxonomy places the organism in Eukaryota, Fungi, Ascomycota, Saccharomycetes, Saccharomycetales, Saccharomycetaceae.